Colossoma macropomum (tambaqui) is the source of this 4104-nucleotide messenger RNA. RefSeq names its product mucin-2-like. NCBI's taxonomy places the organism in Eukaryota, Metazoa, Chordata, Actinopteri, Characiformes, Serrasalmidae. Gene Ontology annotation, cellular component: extracellular matrix. The transcript has 32 exons. The record is from RefSeq and is a predicted model, not a curated record. Gene Ontology annotation, molecular function: protein binding. The coding region runs from base 67 to 4104 and encodes 1345 amino acids.
CAUGUGUCUGGAGGACGAAAGCACAGAGAGAGGGAACAGCAGCCUCUCACAUACAGCCUGGCACCUAUGGGUACCCUAACCAUGCUGCGAGUGUGGGUGCUGAGUGUGGCUGCAUUACUAAAUGGACUCUCAGCAAAACGUACAGAUUAUGGCUUUUUUCUGGACGCAACUACAACAGAGAUGAUAACACCAACAACAGUGUCUAUUCUACCAACAACACGAAUCAUAGCUGAUAGCUAUGAGAGUCUUUACGGAAUCAACGUGAAUCACAACAUGCAGGUGUGCAGCACAUGGGGAAACUUCCACUUCAGUACAUUUGAUGGACAGUUCUUCCAACUGCCCUACACCUGCAACUACGUACUGACCACCCUGUGUGACAGCACCAAGACUGACUUUAACAUCCAAAUGAGGAGGCGGUAUAUCAACAAUCUCCCCACCAUCAGCUCCUUCACCAUAAAGAUAGACGGGGUUGUAGUCAAGCUUCUUGAUGGCAACAUUACUAUGAAUGACCAGGCAGUGGCCAUCCCAGAUUAUCAGUUUGGAGUUAGGAUUGCAAAAACAACAAGUUACAUUAAGAUAAGCUCCAGUAAACUGGAAAUUGAAAUCCUUUGGGAUCAACACAACUUUCUCUCGGUUGAGAUCCCAACAAAGUACAGGAAUCAGACCUGUGGACUGUGUGGGGACUUCAAUGGAGUUAAGGACAAUGAGUUCAAUGAAAACAGUGCGCAACUGUCAGCACAAGAAUAUGGGCAUAAAUGGAAGAUGGAUGCACCCACACAGACAUGUGAGGAGAUUGAGCUCCGCACUAAGAAAUGCCAGUCUCAGAGCUAUUUAUGUGAACAGCUGCUUUCUAAUCCAGCCUUCAGUAGCUGCCAAAGACUGCUGCCCAUUAAGGCAUUUGUGGAAGCCUGUGUUAGAGACAUGUGUCAGUGUAACAGCAGCGAGGCUGUGUGUGUGUGUGACACAAUAUCCGAGUUCUCACGCCAGUGUGCACAUGCUGGGGGCAAGCCGCAGAAUUGGAGGACCAACAAUUUGUGUGGUAAAGAGUGUCCAUUUAACCUGGAGCACAGGGAAUGUGGGAAUCCAUGCAAAGACACCUGUUCUAACCAAGAGGGGGGUCUUGUCUGCAGCGAACACUGUAGCGAUGGCUGCUUCUGCCCAACAGGAACUGUGUUUAAUGACAUUAAGGGAAAUGGCUGCAUCCCAGUUGAUCGGUGUCCCUGCAUCCACAAUGGAAAUAUUUACCAGCCUGGAGAGUCAUACAAUAGAACCUGUCAAAAAUGUGUGUGUUCUGAUGGGCGGUGGAGUUGUGUGAACCUGGACUGCCCUGGCACUUGCUCUAUACAAGGAGGGUCUCAUAUCAACACAUAUGAUGGCAAAGCUUACACCUUCCAUGGAAACUGCUACUACAUUCUUUCCAAGGACAGCGUAAAUGACGUGACAGUACUGGGGCAUCUGGUGCAGUGUGGGCAGACAGAAACUGAAACAUGUCUGACUGAUGUAAAGUUCAUCAUUUCUGAAACUACUGUUACUUUCUCAUCCAGUGGCUCUGUGCUUGUGAAUGAGAUUGCAACCAAGCUUCCCAUUUUAAAUGAUCAAGUCACAGUCUUUAAGCCUUCUACAUUCUACAUCAUCGCUCAUGCUUCAGGCCUUCGGCUCGUGAUCCAAAUGGUUCCAGUCAUGCAGGUGUUCAUAGUAGCCAGCUCUCAAAAGAAAGGAACAUUGAGUGGUCUGUGUGGGAACUUUAACGAUGUCCAGGCAGACGACUUCAAAACAAAAUUAGGACUAACAGAGGGCACAGGUGCAACGUUUGCCAACACAUGGAAGGCUAUGUCCAACUGUCCUGACAUGAGUAUGAGUCAACAAAAUCCCUGUAGUAUGAGUGUGGAAAAAGAGAAAUAUGCCAGGGAAUGGUGUAACAUGCUUACUGACUCUAAGGGAGUCUUUUCACCCUGUCAUGCUGAAGUCAACCCAAAGGACUACAAAGAUAGGUGUAUUUAUGAUACAUGCAACUGUGCCAAAAGUGAAGAGUGCAUGUGUGCAGCUGUGUCCUCCUAUGUAUAUGCGUGUGCUGCCAAAGGUGUUCGACUCCACGGCUGGAGAAACGCCACCUGUGGUAGGUUCUCCGCAGAUUGUCCAGGCAAUAUGGAGUACUACUACAGCCUAAGCAGUUGUGGGACCACCUGCCGCUCCCUCAGUGGAUAUGACUACACCUGUCAGGUGUCUUACACACCUGUGGAUGGCUGUGGCUGUGCCAAGGGUACCUACCUCAAUGACAAAGGCGAGUGUGUGCCUGCCUCCAGCUGCCCCUGUUACCACAACAAUCAGAUUGUUGCCGCCUCUCAGGUCAUCACCAAGGACGGGACUACAUGCACAUGCACUCAUGGCAAGCUACACUGCAUCGGGCAGCCGCAAGUUCCAACCUGCGAAGCUCCUACGUACUUCUUCAACUGCUCGAAUGCUGGACCUGAAGCCAGAGGGAUCGAAUGCCAGAAAAGCUGCCAGAGGCUGGACUCAGACCAGUGUGUGAGCACACAGUGUACAUCAGGGUGUGUGUGUCCAAAUGGUCUACUGGCUGAUGGACAAGGAGGAUGUGUAAAAGAAGAGAACUGUACAUGUGUUCACAAUGGAGUCUUCUACCAACCUGGACAGACUGUUAAAGAAGUCUGCAACACUUGCUCUUGUAAGGGUGGAACAUGGAGCUGCACACGUAAGGAGUGUCCUGGCACUUGUACCAUCUAUGGCGAUGGUCACUACAUAACCUUUGAUGGUAGAAGAUACUCUUUCAGUGGAGACUGUGAAUACACUCUGGCCCAGGAUUACUGCAGCAACACCCUCAAUGGUUCAUUCCGUGUCAUCACAGAAAAUAUCCCCUGUGGCACAACCGGGACCACCUGUUCCAAAUCUAUUAAAAUCUUUCUAGGGAACAAAGAGUUGCUGCUGUCGGAAGAGAAUCUUAAAGAUGUUAUUCAUGAUAACAGCACAGAGAUUCCAUAUAAAUUCUACACUGUGGGGAUUUACUUUGUAAUUGAGACCAGUCAUGGUCUGGUUCUGUUCUGGGACAAGAAGACAAGCCUGAUGAUCAAACUCAAGCCUUCAUUUAAGAGAAAAUUAUGCGGACUGUGUGGUAACUAUGAUGGUAACGGUAAAAAUGACUUUGUGACUCGUGGUGGGGAGGAAGUGGUGGAGCCACUUGAAUUUGGAAACAGCUGGAGAGUUUCUCCUUCAUGCCCCAAAGCCAGCAGUGUCAGCAGCCCCUGCGAUAUGAGACCACACCGUCAAACCUGGGCCGUCAAGCACUGCAGUAUUAUCAAGAGUGAUGUCUUCAGUCCCUGUCACUCCAUAGUGGAUCCAGCUCAAUAUUACGAUAUAUGUGUGCAAGACACAUGUGCAUGUGACAGCGGUGGAGACUGUGAGUGUUUCUGCACUGCCGUAGCCGCAUAUGCUGCAGCAUGCAACGAGAAGGGAGCCUGCAUAUCGUGGAGGACCCCAACCAUCUGCCCUUUGUUUUGUGACUACUAUAACUCACCUGAUGGCUGUGAAUGGCACUAUAAACCCUGUGGGCAGUGUGUGAAAACCUGCAGUAAUCCUUCAGGAGACUGCUUCAAUCAAACUCUAGUAGAAGGAUGCUUUCCCAAGUGCCCCUCAGAAAGGCCAUACCUGGAUGAGAAAACCAUGAAAUGUGUUUCAAAACCUUACUGUGGUUGCUAUAUGAAUGAUCAGCACUACAAUAUUGGAGAAGAAAUAUCUACAGAAGUCUGCAAAAAAUGCACCUGCUCCUUACAGGGUACUUCAUGUUACAGUGAAACAGGAAAAGUACUAUACAACACAACAGAUGGGAAUGGAACAUGUAUCUCUGCUGAAUGUGGACUCAAUGGAAAAAUUAACAGGAAGAUGUUUACAUGCCCCACACCUACCCCCAUCCCUAUUAUCAGUACUACAGUUUCAACCACAAUAUUUGAUUUCUCAACACCUGCAAGAACAACAACAUGGAAAACAACAAAAUUAACCACCACAUUAAGGCCGUCAACAACAACUGUUAAAGGGAGCACAUCACCUACAAAGAAAACUACUCCAACAAGGACACAAAAACAACAAAACUGA